Molecule: messenger RNA, 2424 nt
Organism: Kluyveromyces marxianus DMKU3-1042
Lineage: Eukaryota; Fungi; Ascomycota; Saccharomycetes; Saccharomycetales; Saccharomycetaceae
Gene: RED1
Product: Red1p
Exons: 2
Coding region: 1-2424 (807 amino acids)
Biological process (GO): reciprocal meiotic recombination
Source: RefSeq, a predicted model, not a curated record
AUGUUUUCAUUGGAGUAUGGGAUUUUAGAAGUAAUUGUUCACAUUGGACAGAUUUUGAAUUUGAGAUCGUUUAUAUCGGAUCGGUGGUGGUUUAAACUUGCUGACAUUAAAGUCCCAAGAAGAAGCGAGGGGCUAGAGAGUUUGACUCAGAGUUUGUUGAACUAUGGUAUAUCAAGGGGAAAUAUUCAUAACUGGAAGGCAAUAAUGCUCCUACUUGGGUUAUUUUACCAGCAAUCGGAUAUCAGGAGAUAUAUUAUCACACAAUUAAGGGAGGUGUAUAAUUAUCGCAUAGGAGAAAUAUUGGAUUCGUUAAACAGCUUCCAGUUGGCGAAUUAUUUGAUGGAAUUAAUAGUUAACUGUUUCCCAAAAAAACACAAUAGCAGAGCUACUGUGCUAUCUGCACCGCAAUUUUGGAGAGAUCCUGCUAAAACAAAGUCAUUCUUCUCCGAUGAGCUUUAUCCUCAUCGGGCAAAGCACGGAGAAGAUGCCAUUAUUCAACUUGUAUUAAGUAGGUUUGGUAAUUUCUUCACAAAUUUUGGUUCGGUAAAGAAGGCAAUUUAUAUCAUUGGAAAAUCCAGUGGGGUAAAGACUUUGACCAAACAUCAAUCAUAUCUGCAGGUUCUUCAUCAGUCUUUAUAUUUUUGGGAUGGAGAGGGCCUCUUCUUUGAGAUUAACCCACGGAAAGUGACUAUAACAAGAGAUUUGAGAGAUACCUUAAAAGUCACCUUGAAUGACACUUUCUCAAAUUGUAUACUAUCGCCGCAUUCUGCAUGGCUCACGACGCUCAACAAAACGACAUCUUUCCAAUUCCAAACUAACGAACCCAGUACUAGUGAGAUGAUAUGGAAUGCAACCAAGUUGCCUAAAAUAAGUGAAGUUCAGACGUAUAUUUCGUUAAGGUUCCCCUCUUCAUUUGACGAUGGCAUCAUUCAAUCAUCGGUUCAAGAGUCCGGUGCUCAUACAAACAAUGACCCGAUUCCAAACACCGGAAAAACCCCUAUAGAGGGAAGUUCCUUUGCAAUGGGCCAAGUUACUGACACUUUUGGAACUCCAAAUAAAACAUCUGAUAGUUAUAUUGGUGGUCAAGACAUGGAGCAAGCGAUAGAUGAUAGUGUAUUCUCUUCAUCUCAAGCACCAGAGACACCAAGAAAGCUUAAAAUGUCUGUAUUUGACGACUCCAUUGAGCACGAUGACCAAUCUCCAUUGGCUAUUGCUCAAAAGCGUAAAAUAGUUAGAGCGACUUCCAAAACGUUAGGGGUCUUGAAAGAAGAAUUCAAAAGACAAGAACCAGUUAACGUAAUAUCAUCUGCGUAUGAUAUUCCUGAAGAGGUGGAAGAAGCCGAUAUAUCACCUUUAAAACCUCCUCCGCCUCCACCUGCGAAUAUCUUCCAAUCAAAGACUACCAAGCUGGUUCCCGCUAAGGAUAAUUCAUCUGGUGUGAAAAAGGUGACCGAUAUGUUUAAGCCGCUAAUGAAGAAAAAAGAAGCUGCUGUACUAGAUGAUAUCUUUGCGCUGCCAUUGCCCAAGGGGAAGAAGAAAAAGAGUGAUUCGGAGAAGAAACAAAGCGUAUUGAAUAACUUCAGACCGGUGGUAUAUGUGCCAUCUCAAGACCAACCACCUGCGAAAUCAAAGCUCGUAGCCGCCGUUAAUAAAAACAAUAAACUUGUUGUAAAGAAAAAGGUAGCUGUAGUACCGACGGUUCCCGAAGGUGCGAUUUCAAAGAAAAGAAAGCGUGUUGAGAACAAUGAAGACGUUUUUGCGCUGUCGGGUGAUGACGAGCAGACUCCGCCAAAAAGAGUUACCAGGUCAUCUAAAGGGAAGAAAGGAGAAGCAGCAUCUCUUGAAACCAAAACAAUUUCUGACGCACCUUCAUCAACUCCUCAUCCUAAAACGACUGACGUACCAAACCGCCCUGGUGGUUCUAACUCUGUUCUUAAUGGUAACAAUGCUGCUGACGCUGCGGAACCGACGCCAGAAAAGGAUAUUUCCAAUAAGGGCGAUGAAAAUAAGACACGUGACGAUUCUACAUUACGCAACGACAAGUCAAUGAUGAACGAAUCGACAAACACAGACAUAUCGAUGCUAAACUCGAUUACAGCCACGACUCCAUUCACCUCCGGUUAUUCGAAAAUGCCCGCAUUCCAAGGCUCUUUCACAAACCAACUACAAGAGCAAAUCUACCAUUCUGUCAUGAACUUCAGCAACGAACUAGCAAGGAAAAUCUCACUAAUAAACGGCGAAAUGAACAAAAAGAUCGUAAACGAACUCUCGGAAAAGUACAAAACAAUGUUCCAAGAGCUUCAAUCUAGUUUCCAAAAUGAUGUGGAAAAGAUCACUGGAUUUGUAGGCGAGAUCAAAGACAUGCUACAUCUCCCAGAAGAAGAACUACUAAAACUCAUUAGAGAUAAGCAGUUCCAUACUUGA